AUGGCUGUCACCAGCGAUGCUCGCAAGAAGCGACCUCCCUGCAAGAAGAAGAAGAUUCUUGCUGUCCAAGAAGAACCUGCCAAGGUUGAGGCCAAUUGUAUGUCCUUCAAGCAGCAGGACACUGAUGAUUCAUUAGAUGAGAGAGGUGACCAUGUCUUAGAUGAGUUUGGGCUUGUAGAAUGCACAUCAAUAAUUGUGUUUGCUUUUCCUUUGGAGAUAAUAGACCAUUUAACCUUCUGUCAGAUUGCGCCGCCAUCCAUAAUCUCCGUGGACGCCGCAACGCCGCCUUCCACCUCCAACGUCACCGCACCAACGCCGUCAUCCACUUCCCCCACAGCUGCACCAGCGCCGCCGUCCAACUCCUCCACGGCCAGACUAGCGCAGCUGUCCAACUCCACCACCGGUGAGGCUCGCAAGAAGCGGCCUGGGCAUGAACUCCCAAGGUCUGGCUCCAAGAAGAAGAAGAAGAUAGCUGCUGUCCAUGAAGCCCCUGCUGAGAAUGCUGUUGAAGCCGUCCUUGCUUCUGAAUCUGACAAGACCAAGUGCCUCAGUGGCUCUGCCAAGAGGAAGCUGAAGAAGCAAAAGCCUACGAAGGAAGACUCUAAUGGGGAUGCUCCUAAUGGGACCGCUGCUGAGAAAGAGCAGGAGGCUCCCAUUGAACAAGAGAAAAUUGAGAUGACCCUUGAAGAUUAUGAGAAGGUGCAAGAAAAGAAGAAGUCUCUGGAGGCCUCUAAACCAGAGGAGAGGAGGGUUGUUGAUGUAGAUUUUGAGGGUCUCCAGCUCUUGGAGAAAAAAUUGAUUGAGGAUGAUGCUAAAUUGAAGGCGGAAAAUGUUCGUAAAGCAAAGGAGGUUGCUGCAAAGGAAGCUAAACCUUGCAAGAGAGCUAGUCCACGAGUUUAUUCUCCAAAGAUUGUGGCGAGCUCCCCAGGGGUCAAUAUGUUAGCAAGAUCAGCUGCAUUGAAGAGGGUGUCAUCGGCGGUGAGGCACGCUUCCGCAAAAAGAGCAAAGUUAGCAGAUCAACUAGAGACACCUGAAUCACAAUGGACGCUGCUACAGAACACCCCUUUGCUUCAAAAUCUGGUCAAAGCGUAG
Triticum aestivum (bread wheat) is the source of this 1092-nucleotide messenger RNA. RefSeq lists its product as uncharacterized. Gene Ontology annotation, molecular function: RNA binding. Bases 1 to 1092 code for a protein of 363 amino acids. Gene Ontology annotation, cellular component: nucleus; cytoplasm. The record is from RefSeq and is a predicted model, not a curated record. The transcript is spliced from 6 exons. Lineage: Eukaryota; Viridiplantae; Streptophyta; Magnoliopsida; Poales; Poaceae.